Molecule: messenger RNA, 660 nt
Organism: Striga hermonthica
Lineage: Eukaryota; Viridiplantae; Streptophyta; Magnoliopsida; Lamiales; Orobanchaceae
Source: the annotation of a GenBank genome assembly
AUGGCCGACGAGUUAAUCCUUCUUGAUGUCAAUGUGAGCAUGUUUGGCAUGAGGGUUCGAGUCGCCCUAGCCGAGAAGGGCAUUGAGUACGAGUACAGAGAAGAGAACCUCGCGGACAAAAGCCGGCUUCUGCUCGAGUCGAACCCGGUUUACAAGAAGAUCCCGGUCCUGCUCCACAACGGCAAGCCGGUCUGCGAGUCGCUCGUCAUUGUUGAGUACAUCGACGAAGUGUGGAAGGACAGGUCGCCAUUGUUGCCGUCCGACCCGUACCAGAGGGCUCAAGCUAGGUUUUGGGCUGAUUUUGUUAACAAAAAGAUAUUUGACGCUGGGAGAAAAAUAUGGACUAGAAAAGGAGUAGAACAAGAAGCCGGCAAGAAAGACUUCAUUAAUGCUCUCGAGCUUUUGGAAAGGGAGCUCGGGGAGAAGCCUUACUUUGGAGGUGAAACAUUCGGGUUUGUUGAUGUGGCCUUCAUUAGCUUCUACUGCUGGUUUUACACAUACGAAACGUGUGGUGAUUUCAGCAUUAAAGAACAUUUCCCCAAGCUGAUUGAAUGGGGCGAAAGGUGCAUGAUGAAGGAGAGUGUAUCGAAAUCAUUGGCCGAUCCUAAGGAGGUUUACGAGUUUGUGCUGAUGUUGAAGAAGAAGUAUGGGUUUGAGUAG